ACUAGAGAAAGUUCAUAAAUGUGAUAACUGUAAUAAAAGUUUUUCUUGCUUAUCCAUGUUAACAAUACAUCUAACAUCUCAUGGGGAAAAUCGACCGUUUUCGUGCGAUAUUUGUAGAAAAACUUUCAAAUAUAAACAUGAUCUAAAAAAACACAUGAAAAAAGUACAUCAACAGGGACAAGUCGCAUCUUUUUCCAAAACAAGCGUUGAAUAUACUCAAGAUAUAGAAUGUGACGUAGUAGAUAAAGAUCAGAAAGAAUCAAUAGAAAAACCAUCAACGAGUGGUCAAAAAUCUCACUCAGUAGAAUAUGAAGAAGCUGUUGUAGUCGGUAUCGGUGCAGAAAAUACUGGAAUUAUAAAUACUGACGAAUAUUUAAACAUGAACGAACUGGAACAUUUACCGGAAUUGGAAGUAUUUUCAGAAGUGAUAGUUGAAGGAUUCGAACUAGAAUGUCAUAUUUGUCAAGAGAAAUUUGACAACGAAAUAUCUCGUACAGAACACGAAGCAAGAUUUCAUUAAUUUGAAUAAUCACUUCUAAAUAUUAAUUUGCAAAACAAACGAUUUAAAUCUUGCAUUGUUUUUUCGUCUAUUAUAAAAAUAUUUUUUAUUUUUUGCA
Centruroides sculpturatus (bark scorpion) is the source of this 617-nucleotide messenger RNA. Its product is annotated as pH-response transcription factor pacC/RIM101-like. NCBI's taxonomy places the organism in Eukaryota, Metazoa, Arthropoda, Arachnida, Scorpiones, Buthidae. The transcript is spliced from 2 exons. Gene Ontology annotation, cellular component: nucleus. The record is from RefSeq and is a predicted model, not a curated record. Bases 56 to 520 code for a protein of 154 amino acids.